CCGAAGAAGAGGAGCCGAAGAAGAAAUAAAUAGCUUUAGCUUUCCUGCUGUUAGACAGUAGUUUGCAGAUGGGUUUGUAGAUAAACAUGACUUCAGUUCAGCCCCAGAGAGAGAUGAUGAACGAGCUGUUAACUCCUGCUGAAGAAACAUUUACUGAGUUUAAAGGAAUCAUCGUCAAGACCGAGGAAGAGCUCGAUGGUCAGCACAGACUGCUGGAUUUCAGCCGGAUCCCCCUGAUCAUCUUACACCGAAUAGAUCUCUCGCAGUAUUAUGUCUGUAAAGAGGAGGGGGUUCUUACCGACCUCAGCAACCAGGAGGGGAACUCCACUUUAGAUCAAGAUGAACCGGAACCUCUGCAAAUAAAACAGGAGCAAGAGGAACUAGAACAUCAACAGUUCAAAGUAGAAGAGGAGCAAAUCUGCAUCAGUAAGGAUGAAGAGCAGCUUGUGCUGAAACAGGAGACUGAUGACAUUUUGGUGAUUCCUUUUAAUGUGCAAAUAAUCCACAAGGAAUCAGAACCAAACUGGAACCAACUCAUCUCUCAGGCCUCCCCUGAAGAUGAGAACCGGGAUCAGGAAAGAAGCAAUUCUGAAGACACAGGAAAAUGGAGAAAAGAAGAGCAGAAACAAAGGGAGAGAUGCCAGAAAACCAAACAGCAGAGAGGAGCCGGUGAUGGUUCAACACAGAAAACGCAAAAGAAAACUCAACCAGACCAAAAUACAUAUUCCUGUACAAUUUGUGACAAAAUCUUUUCUACAAACAGUCACCUGACUAGACACAUGAGAACGCACACAGGUGAGAGGCCUUACUCAUGUGUGACCUGUGAAAAAGGUUUCAAAAAAAGAUCUCAUUUAACACGUCACAUUAGAACUCACACAGGCGAGAAGACGUUCACAUGUACAACCUGUGGGAAACGUUACAGUGACAGAGAUGGUUUAACUUAUCACAUAAAAACUCACACAGGCGAGAGGCCUUACUCAUGUGUGACCUGUGAAAAAAGUUUCAGAAAAAGAUCUCAUUUAACACGUCACAUAAGAACUCACACAGGCGAGAAGCCUUUCACAUGUUCCACUUGUGAAAAAAGUUUCACUCAGAAAAGCCUUCUAACAAUUCACAUAAGAACUCACACAGGCGAGAAGCCUUUCUCAUGUGUGACCUGUGAAAAAGGUUUCAGAAAAAGAUCUCAUUUAACACGUCACAUGAGAACUCACACAGGUGAGAAGGCUUUCUCAUGUGUGACCUCUGAAAAAAGAUCCUCUUCAACACGUCACAUAAGAACUCACACGGGUGAGAAGACGUUCACAUGUAUAACCUGUGGAAAAAGUUACAGUGACAAAGAUGGUUUAACUUAUCACAUAAAAACUCACACAGGCGAGAAGCCUUACUUGUGUGUGACCUGUGAAAAACGUUUCAGGAAAAAAUCUCAUUUAACACGUCACAUGAGAACUCACACAGGCGAGAAGCCUUUCACAUGUUCAACUUGUGAAAAACAUUUCACCAGUAGAAGCAAUUUAACUGUUCACAUGACAACUCACACAGGUGAGAUGAUGUGAUGUGAACUUAAUGGUGCUUGGUAACUUGCUGUUUAGAAGGCAGAGUAUUUACAGCUGGAUCACAUUUUUAUAAUGUAACAGCUCGGUUAAAAAAACCAUUUCAAACAAGCUGAAAUACUUAAAGUGGACCUUCUUCUGACAAUUUUCAUUAAUAUGUGUCUUAAUUAAAAUGGCCAUUAAUACAUGAUUGUUCCAAGUAAGAUAUUAAUAGUGUGUUUUAAAGAAACAACGGGUUAGCAUGUUUUCAGAUGUCUACUGCAGCAACCUUUUAGUCUUUGUGUAUGUUUAUGUUUUGUUGUACUUAUACUGUGUUUUGGCUCUGUUGAUGAAAUAGUGAAUACAUAUUAGAUGUGAAUGUAUGGACUGGUAGGCUACAGAUUAAUUUCCAUGGGGAUUCAUUCUGAAUUUCACUCUAAAUAUCUCACAUUUUACCAUUAUUUUUCUCUUGGUUUCUGAUUCACAAAGGAAAUCCAACUCAAAUUCAAAAAUACUGUAUUAAUUUAAAUGGAAAUAAAAUGAUGUAGCUCA
This is a messenger RNA of Girardinichthys multiradiatus, 2081 nucleotides long. Its product is annotated as gastrula zinc finger protein XlCGF28.1-like. Gene Ontology annotation, molecular function: DNA-binding transcription factor activity, RNA polymerase II-specific; RNA polymerase II cis-regulatory region sequence-specific DNA binding. Gene Ontology annotation, biological process: regulation of transcription by RNA polymerase II. Bases 87 to 1553 code for a protein of 488 amino acids. The record is from RefSeq and is a predicted model, not a curated record. The transcript is spliced from 2 exons. NCBI's taxonomy places the organism in Eukaryota, Metazoa, Chordata, Actinopteri, Cyprinodontiformes, Goodeidae.